Molecule: messenger RNA, 1365 nt
Organism: Ilex paraguariensis (yerba mate)
Lineage: Eukaryota; Viridiplantae; Streptophyta; Magnoliopsida; Aquifoliales; Aquifoliaceae
Source: the annotation of a GenBank genome assembly
AUGAAACCCGCAGUUGCUUCCCUAAGAAAGGAAUUCAUCGUCAACGUUAGGAGCAACCAGAUACCGGACAUAACCUUUUUGCCGUCUCUGAACUCUUACGCCUUCGUUAAUGGCAUUGAAGUCGUUUCAAUGCCGGAAAAUCUCUACAUUCGCGGCAGUGAUUAUCAAAUCCCACUAGUCCCGAACCAAAUAUCAUUCAAUAUUGAUAACACCUCUGCUCUUGAGACUCUCUAUCGAUUAAAUGUUGGCGGUAAUGAGGUCUCAAUAACCGAUGAUACCGGAAUGUUUCGUUUAUGGCUUUCGGACGAUGCUUACACCUACGCAGCUUAUGGGUUUACACCUCACAGGGAAGUCCCAAUCCAGUAUACAAAGGACACACCACCUUACACUGCACCGAAGAUCGUUUACACAACCACAAGGACCAUGGGCAACCAAAGUCUAACAUACAAUCUGACAUGGAGAUUUCCUGUUGAUUCUGGGUUUUAUUAUCUUCUCAGACUCCAUUUCUGCGAGAUUCAAUUGGAAGUGACCCUUGAGAACCAAAGGGUUUUUAUAAUAUACAUCAACAAUCAAACGGCACAGAGAAGAGCAGAUGUUAUCCACUGGAGUGGUGGCACUGGAAUCCCGGUGUUCAAAGAAUACGUCAUCAUGGUCACCGACCCAGAUGGUUGCCGGAACAAGCAAGACUUGUGGCUCGCUAUGUACCCUAAGCUCGACUCUAGACCCGAGUACGGUGAUGCUAUAUUGAAUGGUUUAGAAAUCUUCAAAUUGAAUAGAACAGACGAUAGUCUGGCAGGGGCAAACCCUGAACUUGUACUCAGUCCACCGCCGGGACCAUUCACCUUGUCACCGCAGAAGAAGAACAAUAAAAAAGCACCUAGGUUGCCGGUCAUUAUCAGCAGCGUAGUCGGAGGAGGGUCUGUUCUAGUCUUGAUCUUGGGUUUCUUGAUUUUCCGACGACGGAUGAGAGUGAAAGACUUGGGCUCAACACAGCCCAAGUCGUCGUGGGUCCCCUUAUCUGACGGUUCAAAGUCCACAAAAACCAGCGGUUCAUCACUAUCGUGUGAUCUAUGUAGACGCUUUUCACUUGAGGAGAUCACAUCUGCUGCAUGCAACUUGGCAGGAGGAUUUGGUAAUGUAUAUAAAGGCCACAUCGACAACGGUGCAACCACCAUUGCGAUCAAACGAUUGAACCCAUCACCAAAUCAAGGGGCCCGUGAGUUCCAAACAGAGAUCGGUAUGCUAUCGAAGUUACGCUACCUCCAUCUGGUGUCGUUGAUCGGUUAUUGUAAGGACAACCGUAAGAUGAUCUUAGUGUAUGAUUAUAUGGCCAAUGGUACCCUCCGUGAUCAUCUUUACAAAUAA